This is a messenger RNA of Quercus lobata, 1341 nucleotides long. RefSeq lists its product as uncharacterized. NCBI's taxonomy places the organism in Eukaryota, Viridiplantae, Streptophyta, Magnoliopsida, Fagales, Fagaceae. Gene Ontology annotation, molecular function: RNA-DNA hybrid ribonuclease activity; nucleic acid binding. The record is from RefSeq and is a predicted model, not a curated record. The coding region runs from base 1 to 1341 and encodes 446 amino acids. The transcript is spliced from 3 exons.
AUGGGGGGGAAAUCCGUAGACAUGUUCUCGGAUUCAAGACUUAUUGUGGGGCAGGUAAAUGGAGACAUGGAGGCAAAGGACGAAAGAAUGCAAGAUUAUCUAGUACGGGUUAAGCACCUGCAGGCCCAUUUUCAUCAAUUCCGCUUGACGCAAAUACCCAGAAGCGGGAACACUCAUGUCGAUUCUCUCGUGACGUUGGCCACCUCCUCGGCCCAACACCUACCUCGAGUCGUUCUGGUAGAAGAGGUCCUCCGUCCAUCAACAGAAAGGGCCAAUGGGAUUGGAAUACAUAACAUCAGGGCAGGACCGAGCUGGAUGGACCCUAUCGUUCUGUACUUAAAGCAUGACACCUUGCCAGACGAUAAGGUUGAGGCUGGCAAAAUCAGGAGAAAGGCUACUCGAUUUUGGUUAUCGGAGGACUCCAAGCUUUACAGAUGCUCGUUUUCAGGGCCGUAUUUACUAUGUGUGCACCCAAAGGCUGCAGAGCUCAUCCUGGAGGAGUUACAUGAAGGAAUUUGCGGAAGUCACACUGGGGGUAGGUCUUUGUCCCACAGAGCCUUAACGCUGGGCUAUUGGUGGCCGAGCAUGCAUAAGGAAGCCCUGAAUUAUGUGAAGAAGUGCGACCAAUGCCAGAGAUUCGCUCCGAGUAUACACCAGCCUGGUGGAGAGCUAAACCCAAUGUCCAGUCCCUGGCCAUUUGCACAAUGGUGCCUAGAUAUACUUGGUCCAUUCCCUAAGGCAACAGGGAAUAGAAAAUUUCUUCUCGUCGGCACCGACUACUUCACCAAAUGGAGUAAUGGCCAAGCAGAAGCCGUCAACAAGACCAUAAUGAACGGACUGAAAAAGAGACUAGAUGAUGCAAAAGGAAGAUGGGUAGAAGAGUUAGCCCAUGUCUUAUGGACAUACCGCACCACGCCUCGUAGGUCCACAGGGGAAACCCCUUUUUCAAUGACCUAUAGAGCCGAGGCUGUCAUUCCACUGGAGGUGAACUUCCCAACCCAGAGGACCACCACCUUUUGUCCCGCUACCAAUGACAAACUUCUAGAAAAGAGCUUGGACCUCAUCGACGAAAGAAGGGAAGGCGCGAUGGUCCACCUAGCUAACUAUCAGCAGAAGCUCAAGCAAGGUUACGACGCCAAGGUGAAGUCCAGGCCAUUGGCGCCUGGAGAUCUAGUACUGAGGAAAGUCUUGGGCACUGCGAGGAACCCCGCAUGGGGAAAGCUCGGACCAAACUGGGAGGGAUCGUACCGUAUCACUUCUGUAGCUGGCGUAGGAGCCUACUUUUUAGAAGACUUUGAUGAAUGUGUAGUUCCACGCCCUUGGAAUUUAGUGAAGAAAUAG